Messenger RNA from Stereum hirsutum FP-91666 SS1, 576 nucleotides. RefSeq names its product SET domain-containing protein. The record is from RefSeq and is a predicted model, not a curated record. Gene Ontology annotation, molecular function: protein binding; histone H3K4 methyltransferase activity. Gene Ontology annotation, cellular component: Set1C/COMPASS complex. The coding region runs from base 1 to 576 and encodes 191 amino acids. The transcript is spliced from 3 exons. NCBI's taxonomy places the organism in Eukaryota, Fungi, Basidiomycota, Agaricomycetes, Russulales, Stereaceae.
AUGACUUCCUCGCGCUCGAACCGUGCCAAUGCUCGUAGGCAGGCGCAAGGUUUGGAGGAGAUCAACCAGGUCCAGAGGGCGAUGGCGUUGUCGAAGGGCGAGACUGCCGCGGCGGAGUUGACGAUCAAGUUUAACCAGCUGCAGACGAGGAAGAAGCACCUACGGUUCGCGCGGUCGCCUAUACACGAUUGGGGGCUGUAUGCGAUGGAGAGGAUCGCGAGGGGGGAGAUGGUCAUUGAGUAUGUGGGAGAGGUGAUUAGGGCGCAGAUUGCGGAUAAGAGGGAGAAGGCGUAUGAGAGGCAGGGGAUUGGGAGCAGUUAUUUGUUUAGGAUUGAUGAGGAUUUGGUGGUGGAUGCUACGAAGAAAGGAAACCUUGGACGGUUAAUUAACCAUUCUUGCGACCCUAACUGUACCGCGAAGAUCAUCACUAUCCUCGGUGAGAAGAAGAUCGUCAUUUAUGCCAAGCAGGACAUCGAGCUGGGCGACGAGAUCACUUAUGACUAUCACUUCCCUAUUGAGCAGGACAAAAUCCCAUGUCUCUGCGGUUCUGCCAGAUGUCGUGGUUACCUCAACUAA